Paralichthys olivaceus (Japanese flounder) is the source of this 4792-nucleotide messenger RNA. It is a transcript of the gene mideasb, whose product is annotated as mitotic deacetylase associated SANT domain protein b. The record is from RefSeq and is a predicted model, not a curated record. NCBI's taxonomy places the organism in Eukaryota, Metazoa, Chordata, Actinopteri, Pleuronectiformes, Paralichthyidae. Gene Ontology annotation, cellular component: histone deacetylase complex; transcription regulator complex. Gene Ontology annotation, biological process: negative regulation of DNA-templated transcription; regulation of transcription by RNA polymerase II. Gene Ontology annotation, molecular function: transcription corepressor activity.
GUGUUUUUUUUUUUGUUUUUUUUUUCCUUACACCGUGCAACCCUUGUGCAAUAACGCGCAGCAGACAGCGGCGGCAUCGCGGCGUUCGUGCACAUUAGCGCCGCGUCUCCAACCGGGAAGGAUCCUGUUUACGCACCGACGUCGACCCCCUUCUUUUCCCCUCUUGACUUCCAGGAGGAGGGGUGUAGGGGGGGAUACAAAAGUACCAGCGAUGAGUGAGGUCAGCAGCAUAGCAUGAGUCAACCUUUGGGGAUGUGAUGCAUGCAGUCAUCGUCGCGGGUCGCUCGGUUUUGUGCGGGCCUGUGCGCAGCUGCUCGCCGCGGCAGAGGGUGCGAUCCUGCGGGCUCGAGCUGCCGCGAGUAGCAGCUUUCAUGACGGGUGUUGCCUGUGAAUAAGAGAAACUCGCAGACCUCCUCAGAUCUACUCACCCCAGGCUAAGGACCUCUGGAUGGGUCACAAAGAACUUCAGAGAGGAGGAGAAGAUUAUUGUGGCUGACCUGGCCCCUGCUCAUACUGAUAUCAAAAUAGUUUCACGGUUUAAACUUAAACUUGUGGCUACCUUUUUGAUUUUUUGUCUGGAUAUAUUCAAGUGACACUUGGUGGAGCGUUAGUAGUUGGCUGGUUCGGCGUAUUCAUGCCCGUCAUGAGUGUACCAGCCCAGCAGAAACCCAGCGCCAAAAGGACGGGAAAACGCAUAACAUUUUUCAACGAACAAAGCGUAGCAAUGAAGGAGACUUCUCAACACCCUGAAGGGUCCUAUUAUGUCACAGGGGCCACUGCCUCAGACCCUGGACAGAGCGAGGCGGCAAGUACCGUGACCUCCAAUCCAGAGGGCCCUCACAUGUUCCUCAACUCCGUCAUCUUCAGCCCAGAUAAAGGUGACCAGAGCAGGGGUCAUUAUCAGCAGACUGUUCCGAUGAAGUGGGCCCACCAGGAGCCCAAUCAGCAGCAGCCAUCACUGUCCCAGCAGCAGAGAGCUGCCUCCUGGAACCCCGUAAGUAACUGGGGACAAAACUUUUCCAAUUACAUGGGUGGAGUUAACUUAACAGACUCAAGGACCCAGAAUGCGUUUGCAAAGUCGAUGCACGAGACCUCAGGCAUGCAGCCGCAUCAACAGCCUGCUAACAGAGCUACAGACAAGCAGCCUCUAGGGGCCACAGAUGCCUACAGGGAUGCAGUUAAGGCUCGGGGCAUGGAGUGGGAGCAGCAGCAGCAGCAGCCCCAGGCCUUUCAGGAAUCCUUAAAACCCGGGGCACUGAACACCCAACAGUCCCACCAAGGAGGAAGCUCAGUUUUGCAGCCCUUCCAGUUGGCCUUUGGUCAGCCCAAGCAGCACCUGCCAGCUUACUACCAGACGUUUCAGGGGAACAGGACAACCCUACCUAACCCUCCUAACUACUCAACACAGGCAAAACCCCCACACCAGAUACAGCAGCUGCAGAAGCAAGAGCAAAUACAGCGCCAGCAGCACCACAUAAUCCAGCAGCAAAUACAGCAGCAGCAGCACCAUCAACAAAUGCAGCAGCAACAAAUCAUUCAGCAUCAACAGCACGUGCAGCAACAUCUACAGCAGCAACAUAUACAGCACGAGCAGCAGCAACAAAAGAUACAGCAACAUCAACAGCAGCAGCAAAUGCAACAACAGCAACAGCAGCAGCAACAGCUGCAUAUUCAGCAGCAAAUGCAACAUCAGCAGUUGCAACAACAAAACCCUCAUGUGCUUGACUAUUACUCUGGUGCUCGAAAUGCACCCCCGCACCCCCAUCCACAGCCUGUGGUGGUACACUCCCAGGAGUCCUCUGCCCCUGCUCCCCCAAAGAUCCAGGACAUCACCCCUGAACCCCAGGAGUCGCCAGACCCGUUGCAGCCCCCUCUCCAGUCCGAGCCCCUGUCCCAGCCCCAGACACAGCUUCAAUCACAAGCGCAGCUUCGUAGAUCACGGCGGCUCUCUAAGGAAGGAGGGGCGCCAUCAGACAACCCUUUUCUCUCUGUCUCUGCGGAUCAAGCGGCAACAGGGCUGCAGGUCUCUCAGAACGGGGCCCGUGACAUCCAGGCAGCACCGACAGGCGUCAUCCAGAGUACACGCAGGAAACGUAGGGUGUCCCAGGAGGUCAACCUCGAGACACUUGCUCAGAAGGCCUCAGAAAUGGAGUCUCUACCAUCACAUGUUGACAAGGAGCCCCACAGGCCGUGGAGUCCCACUGCAUCAGAGGGUCUGAACGCCAAGCGGCAGCGAGACGACAACCUUCUGCCGCUCGUCAUCCCCGUGUCUGUCCCGGUGAGGAGGCAGGAACCCUCCUCCCCUGACCGAGAUGAAGCGGCCUUGGCUUCAGGCUGGCCCCCGAGGCCUUCGAACCCCCAGGACCUCGGCCGUGCAGACCACCAACCCUCGGUCAUUGUCACACGGAGACGCUCACUCAGAAACUCCUUGUCAGAGAGCUCAGAGCAGAAUGGCAGCACGGAGGGGGAGAAAGACGACGACGGAAAAAAGUCCAAACGGCGUCCCCGGCCUGAGCCCCUCUUCAUCCCCCCACCAAAACCGGGCUUAUUCAUCGCUCCGCCCAUCUACUCCAGCAUCACACCUUACCAGAGCCACCUGCGCUCCCCUGUACGGCUGGCCGACAACCCCCUCACCAUGCCCCCUUACACACCUCCGCCAAUCCUCAGCCCCGUCCGCGAAGGCUCGGGCCUCUACUUCUCCACUUUCCUGUCUUCUGCUGCAGCCGGCAGCCAGGGCCUGCCGCCGCCCGCUACGCCCAAGUCGGCCACACGCAGUCUGUUACGUUCUAACAGCUGCGACAUCACACCCCCAGUUCUGUCUGCGAUGAGCGAGGUCACUCCAGUGAGCAUCGAGCCACGGAUAAAUAUUGGGUCGCGGUACCAGGCAGAGGUGCCAGAGCUGAGGCAGCGGUCAGUUGUCGAGCUGGAUCACCAUCGUGCUGAUCUGGUCUGGUCUCCUUUGAAUGAGCUGCAGGGAAAACCUGACUUCCAUGAGAAAGUGGAAGAUCUCAUGCACCUGGCCUGCUCCAGUGUUUUGUGUGGAGGAGGCACCAACCAGGAGUUAGCUCACCAUUGUCUGUACGAAUGCAAAGGCGACAUAAUGGCUGCUCUGUCGCUCCUGAUGCUGAGGAAUCCAAUUUUCCCCAAGUCUCAUCAUCUGACAGACUACCACUACUCAGGAUCAGACAGCUGGACGGCAGCUGAGAGACGCCAGUUCAACAAAGGCAUCACCACGUACAAGAAGGAUUUCUUCAUGGUGCAGAAACAGGUGACCACAAAGACAGUAGCACAGUGUGUGGAGUUUUACUACACGUACAAGAAACACGUUAAGAUCGGCCGCAACGGGACGCUGAUCUACGGGGAGGCGGAGCCUUUGGAGAGCAGAACCACAGAGGAGGAGGCAGACCAGAAGGUCUCUCACAGACUGGAGCCCCAGCGGGAGGAGGACAGCAGGAAGUGGGAAGGGUCAGCUGACAGGAAACAGGAUGUCGGCUCCACCAGAGUCACACACUCACUGCAGCCAAAUGAGAACCCUGGGAGCGUCCUGAUCAUGAAGGGCCAGGAGGACGUGGGGAGGGAGCAGCCUCUGUCCAGGGUCAUCCACCCCCCUCAUCCGCCCGCCUCCAAACAGCGCCACGAUGACAGCGCGCGGCGGACGACCCCUGCGACGGUCAACAAAGGCUCCGCGGCUCAGGAGGGAGAGUUCCCCUGCAAGAAAUGUGGCAGGAUUUUCUACAAGGUGAAGAGUCGCAGCGCUCACAUGAAGAGUCACGCCGAGCAGGAGAAGAAGGCGGCGGCGCUGCGACAGAAAGAGGCCGAGGAACGAGCGGCGGCGAAGGCGGCGGCCGAGGCGGCUGCCGUCCUGGCGGCUCGGCGGCACAACGGGACCCGGCAGGUGGGCGGGGACAGCACCAAUGACGACUCGUCAGACAGAGAUGACGAGGACGACGAGGACUGGCAGUGAGAGGAAGGUCGCGCACGCUGACUGUUGAUGGCUUGUUCUCUGGGAUCAGAGGAGGAACGAAGGAUUCCUCCGGUGAACAGUUUGCAGAACAAGACGACUUCCGUUGCUUGGCACAUUCAGGGACAGAUUUCCCUCCUGCGUACGUGUUUGAGUGUGAAUGUGUGGAGUGAGUGUAUGUGUGUGUACUGUGUGAGUGAGUGUGUGUGUGUUUCUCACCAACGCCCCUUUACUCUGCUUGAAAAGCUUUUCAGGAGUUACCUCUCUUGGUCACAGGGCUCGGUCAAAUCAAAGCCAUGCCGCUCCUCUCGGCGCUGUCCUGCCCUCUACGCCCAGGCCGCGGCCUUCCUCAGCACUUUGAGUCUCGCCCCGCUUCCUUCGUCCGUCGUGGAAACUUGUUCGACCUCCUUCCUCCUUUUUUUUUCCAGCUCUUGGAUGAGCCACAACGCGCAUUUGCUCGAGCUGCGUCCUCGACUGUCAUCACGUUUUGACAUUACGAACCUUUGAAAUCCGACAGCUGGAGGCGGCGAGGCGAAUCAGAGGAGGCUCUCGCUGUUGGUUUCUCUGCACUAAGACGGACAGAUGGACGGACGGAUGGCAUGCGCAGCCUGUCGCCUCUGUUCCGCCGCUCCUCUGCACUCGAGGCUGCCAAAAGCUUUCUCAGACGCAUGAUGUGCACCAAAUGGGUCCCGUCUCUUUUGUGAGUUGUUCAUUUGGGCUUCAGUUCUGUGAAUCUCCCCCUCGUCACUUUUUACAGUUCACCGUUUGUUCCUCACGGUUGAUGCCUUGGAUGUUUUGAUAAUUUUUAUCUUGAAAUGACAAUCAAUUUUA